AUGGCAUCCACAGAAUCCAUCUCCAGCAUCCCCAUCGUGGACUUUUCCAAAUGGAACAUAAUCGAUACAGCCUGUCAGCAAGUCGCACAGGAAAUUGUCACCGCUUGCAAGAAGGUGGGGUUUGUGUACAUCACCAACCACUCACUACCAGAGACAAUGUUAGACGAAGCAUUCCACUGGUCAAAGCGAUUCUUCAAGCUGGCACAGGAUAAAAAACUCAAGGCGCCUCAUCCGCCAGGUUGGGAUGUACACCGGGGGUACUCGUGGCCCGGGCUGGAGAAGGUGUCACAGGCUAUGAGUGGUAGGGAUGAUGGAGAUGUGUCUGGACAGUUGAGGGAGAUACCGGAUAUCAAAGAAAGCUAUGACAUAGGCAGCGAUGAAAACAAACCCCAACCAAACCAAUGGCUACCAGAAGAAGUACUGCCAGGAUUCAAAGAGUUUAUGCUACGCUUCUACUGGAAAUGCUCCCUCGUGGGAGGCGAGAUCUUGCAAGCACUCGCCAUAGGUCUGGACCUAGACCAGAAUCACCUCCUAGCCAAACAUUCAGGCCACAAUAAUCAACUCCGUCUCCUACACUAUCCACCAAUCCCAGCUGAAAAACUCGAAUCAAACCGCGCAACUAGAUGUCCUGCUCAUACAGACUGGAGCUCGGUGCAUGCUGACUCGAGUAUAGAUACCCUUCGGUCUACGAAUCAUCGAGUCACUUUGCCGCCUCUUGAAGAUAGGUUUGAGGGUGUACAACGUAUGACUCGGAGGAGGUUUUCUAUUCCUUAUUUUAUGGCGCCGGAUCCUGAUGAGGUUAUUGAGUGUAUUCCUUCUUGUAUGCGGGAUGGUUUGCCUGCUAAGUAUCGGCCUAUUACUCAGGCUGGGUAUAACCAGAUGAGGGCUUCUAUGCAGUAUUAG
Messenger RNA from Penicillium antarcticum, 903 nucleotides. RefSeq lists its product as uncharacterized. The transcript is spliced from 3 exons. Lineage: Eukaryota; Fungi; Ascomycota; Eurotiomycetes; Eurotiales; Aspergillaceae. The coding region runs from base 1 to 903 and encodes 300 amino acids. The record is from RefSeq and is a predicted model, not a curated record.